Molecule: messenger RNA, 1077 nt
Organism: Symbiodinium natans
Lineage: Eukaryota; Dinophyceae; Suessiales; Symbiodiniaceae
Source: the annotation of a GenBank genome assembly
AUGGCAAUGUCAACCGUGCACGCUCAGGCCCUGGAGCUGGCUGCGAAGCGGCCAGGUGCCUCAGCAACACCACCUUCGCAGCGCGACUUCGGCUACCUCGCCGAGGUGGCCUUCGGCGAGUGGGGCAAGCGCAUCAUCGCCAUCACCACCGCCAUGGAACUGUGGCUGGCUGUGGUGACUUUCCUCGUCAUGAGUGGCAUCAACGCCCAAGGGCUAUUGGGAAUGGACGAGCCGCACGCAGUAGCUUUCUGCACUGCUAUCACGGCCCUCCUGGUCUUCAUACCUCUGCGCGUCUACGCCUACGUCUCCUUAGCGUCGCUGGUAGCGCUGUGCGUCGCCAGCACUGCAUACCUGAUCGAUCUGUUCCAGAUGAAUGAGUGGAACUGGCCUCUUUUCUCUGCCCCUCUCGGGGUUGGGGACGUUUUCCGGGCCUAUGGCCUCAUCAUCUUUUGCUUCGCCGGCCACCCCUGCUUCCCUGCGCUCCAUCAAAGUAUGAGCGACCGCACUAAGUGGGAGCCUUGCGUCACGUUUUCCUUCCUCGUUGCGGCCGGCUACUACGUUUGCCUGGGUCUCCUGGCCUUCCUCGCCCUGGGGACCAACAUGCACGCUGUCUUCACUGCAGACAUGUCGGGCUCCGGCGUGCUUCGGCGGGUGACGAUCGCAGCUUUUGCUGUCAAGAUUCAGCUCACCGCCCCCGUGCUGCUUCGGGUGGUACUGACGUGCCUGCGCGUCUGGCCGGAAGGUGUAGAGGAGGAGUUGCCCCUCACAUCUUUCGUCCCCACAGCGCUCAUCGUUGUCUUCACCGGGUUCUCAGCCUGCGUGCUGGCCAGUCACCUUGCUGCCCUGGCCUCGCUCUGCGGCGCCUUCCUGGUGAACUUGACAUCGGUGAUUCUUCCGAUUCUCAUCUACAUGAAGUUGGAGAGUCUCGUGCCAUCAGCACGGACAACAGCCUUCAAGGUGAAGCUUGGGCUUUGCUGGGCUGCUGCGGCUUUGGGUGCUGUGGCUGGCCUCGCCGGGACUGCGAUGGCGGUCAGAGACUUGCUUCACCGCCCAGUCAGCCUUGGUGUCGGCUCAUGA